UAGUUUUGCAGCUUAUCUGACAAUGAAAUUAUUUUUACUAAAAGUAAUCAAAUGAAACUGAGUUAGUAAGGAAAAAGUUAUUGAAUGAAAUGUUAUUAAAGAACUUUCACAAUGAUAAUGGCCAUGAUAUUUAUUUUUAGAGUUGUUAAGUAGAAGAAUUUACUAUAAGAACUAUUUACUAUAACUUGAAAUCAACUUGUUUUAAAGAAAAGUUUAAUUUUGCAUGAUUGGUAUAUGAAUUGAGAUGACAUUGCAGAUGAACAAUAUGAAUUGAGCAGAUGACAUUGAUUUUAUUGUUAUCUGCUAGCAACAGUAGAUGAACAAUAUGAAUUAAGCAGAUGACAUUGAUUUUAUUGUUAUCUGCUAGCUUUCUUUUGUCAAUUGUGCAUCUUCCUAUAUAGUGUCUUUUUCCAUCGUACAACAGAUAAAACCCUGGUUCAAUGAGUAACAAAAGAUUUAACAACCUGUUAUAACUGCUUCGAACCUAAUAAAAAAAAAGGGUUGAAAAAUUGGUACUAAAGAUGAACAAAAAAAGAAAAGUUGUCAGUCAGCAAAUCUCAAAGUUUUUCAAACCAGAAAAUGAUUUUAAAAAGAAAAAAAUUGCUGUUAUCGGUGUGAAUGAUUCAAACACAUCAAAAAUUAAUUCAGCACUCAAGGAAACUGUUUCGAAAUGUACUGAAAAAUUGCAGUCUUUUUGUGCUGAUACUGGGAAUAAAAAUUUGACUAAUGAUAUUGUGGAAGAUUUCAGUUUUAAAAUUGAUCAGAUCUCAACUAAUUUUGAGCAACACUCUGAUACUUUUAAGAAACCUCCUUUGGUUCAACAUUUAAGUUACACUCCUCUGGAACUGCAGUUCAUGGAAAUAAAAUCAAAACAUGAAGAUUUACUUCUUUUUGUAGAGUGUGGAUAUAAAUACAGAUUUUUUGGAAAGGAUGCAGAAAUUGCUGCAGAAGAACUAAAUAUAUGCAAGAGUAUGGAUCAUAAUUUUAUGACAGCAAGUAUUCCUGUUCAUCGUCUUCACAUUCACAUGAGUAGAUUGUUAGAAAAUGGACACAAGGUUGGUGUUGUUGCACAAACAGAAACCUCAGCCCUAAAGGCUGCUGGUAACAAUAAAAGUGCAGUUUUUUCAAGGAAACUAAUGUAUAUUUAUACUAAAGCAACAUAUUUGAAUCUUGAAGAAGGAAAUGUUGUGACAAAGAAGAAUACUGGAGAUUUCAUUUGUAGCAUAAGUGAAUGUGAAGGAUGUUUCAAUGUGCUACUGGUGAACCCAUCAACAUCUGAUAUUGUUUAUGAUAUGAAUUUAGACAUAAAUGGCUUGAAUCUCAUUUUUCAUGUUUUCAAACCGUGUGAAAUUGUUACUGGAAUAUCUGAUCUAAAUAUGGAAGCAGGAAACCUAAUAAAGAAUUACAAAGCACAAAAAACUGUUUUAAGGAUUGAGAAGUUUUGUUGUGAAAUGUCUGACUCGUUUAAUCAGUUUUUUGAACGAAUAAAAAUUGACAUUUCUUUGAAACAAUGUGCAUGUUUGAUGUAUUCUUAUUUAGCUCAGUUUCAUUUGGAAAACCUAUUAAAUUAUUCAUCUGGAUACAGAUCUUUUCACUCAAAUACAUCUUUUAUGAAGCUUGAUUACACAUGUAUUCAAAAUUUAGAAUUAUUUAGCAAUAACUGGAAUAACCAAGUUAGUGGUUCUUUAUUUUCCAUUCUUAAUCAUACGUACUCUGCAUUUGGGAAAAGAUUAUUAAUCAAUUGGUUAAGAGAGCCUUUAAGAGAUGUCUAUGAAAUUAACAAGCGCUUAGAUGCCGUUGAUGAACUUAAACUAUGUUUGCAAUUAAAGUCUAUUGUUGGUAUUUGUAAAGUCCUUCAAAAAAGCGUUGAUCUUGAAAACGGUUUAUCAUUAAUUUAUAAUCUAAGGUGUGCGCCCAUACAAUUCCUAAACAUUUGUGAAAGUUUUGAAAAUAUUCGAUCGUUUUUUAUAUCUCAUAGAGAAGAGUUUAUGUCAAACUUUAACUCAAGCAUUAUUUUGGAUAUAUGUAGCAAAGUACCUGAUCUUCUUGGUAACAACAUUUUAGAUUUUAUGAAAAAACUUAACAAGAAUGAAAUAAGAAAUGGUGCUAAAGCAUGUAUGUUUGCUGAUACUAUAAAUUUUCCUCAUUUACACAAAUGUUUGCAAGAAAUAAAAGUUAUUGAGGGUUUACUUGCUAAACAUUUAUUAUUAGACGUCACUCCUGUUUUGGGUCGAAAGCUUGAAUUUAAAACAGUAUCUGGUAUUGAAUAUUUAAUUGAAGUUCGAAAUGUUGAUGUUAAGAUUUUACCUGAAAACUGGAUUAAGGUAUCUGCUACAAAACAUUUCACAAGGGUUCGAACACCUUUUAUUGAAAGCCAUUUUCACAAACUUCUUCGUCUUCGUGAGACUUUGUUACUUGCUGCAGAUGAAGCAUGGCAAAACUUACUUAUACAGUUUAAAGGUAUUUAUAACAACUGUCGAAAUGUUGUUGUUUUAUUAUCUACUUUAGAUUGUCUAAUUUCAUUGGCAACUGUAGCUAAUGGUGUCAGUUAUGUGAGACCAAAGUUUAACGAGAAUGUAAUAAUGAUAAAAGACGGGCGACAUCCUGUUAUUGAAACGUUGAUAAACAAUCAGUAUGUAUCAAAUGAUACAUGUUUAAAUGAAACUGAAAAGGUUAUGCUCAUAUUUGGACCAAACAUGGGCGGAAAAAGUUCUUAUGUUAAACAAGUUGCCAUAUGUUGUAUUAUGGCUCAAAUGGGUUGUUAUGUUCCAGCUUCGUCUGCUUGCUUACCUAUCUUGGAUAGUAUAUAUUGUAGAAUGGGUGCUAGUGAUAAAAUAGCAGGGGGGAAAAGUACAUUUAUGGUUGAACUUGAAGAAGCAAGUUACAUCAUGAAAAACGCUACUUGUAACUCACUUGUUAUUUUAGAUGAGUUAGGAAGAGGAACAAGCACACAUGAUGGAACAGCUAUAGCAUAUGCAACACUUGAGCACUUCAUUGAAAAAAUUCAAUGUUUUUUGUUAUUUAUUACACACUAUCCUACGCUUUGUGAACUUAAAUGUAAAUACACUAAAUCUUUAAGUCUAUACCAUAUGACAUUUAUGAGCAAUGAUGUUGAUGUAAAUGCCAUCGUGCUUCUUUAUAAAUUAACAAAAGGCAAAGAAAACAGAAGUUACGGAAUAAAUGUGGCCAGAAUGGCUGGAAUAGAUGAAACAAUUUUAAAUAAAGCUGCUUAUAUGUCAAAGGAGCUAGAAACAAGCACAUUUAUGAAAAGGUUACUAAAACGUGUGUUUAACCAACAGGUGCGUUCAGAUCGUUUACAUACUUUACGGUCUAUAAAAUUGCUUUGAUGCUUUUUGUAAAUUUCCGUUGCAUCGUAUGCGUCCUUUUAAGAUAUAUUAAUUUUCGCAAAAUGGAUCUAUCGACUUGUUUCAUAGACAAGGUAUUUUUUAAAGUCGUUCCUCAAGAUGUACCUUGAAAAUAUCUUUUAGAAAAGAAGUUACAGUAUUGUCAUAGCAAUUUACAAAAUUGUUGAUGCUGACAUUUGUGAUGCUGUUGUUUCUGUGGAAAUUUUUCUCUGACGCAUGAGAUGUUUUUCAUUAAACGGUGAACGAACACUCAAUCUACUCAUGUGUUCAUUUAUAUCUUCACUGUGUUGGCUCUUGAUCGGUCCUCUAAAUUCGCUAAUGCUUCUGGGAUACUCUAUUCUAAUAUGCGUUGAAUGAAAGGGCUCACUUAAUACUGCAAUCAGAGGCUCGUUCUAAACAAUAUUAAUUAAAAUACUUGCGAAUAUUUUUUAUUAAAAAACAAAACUUACACAAUUUUAUAAGUUUUAAUAUUUUUAUCUAAAUAAAUAAGCUGUCUUAAAAUUAUUUUCUAUUUUAAAAAAAAAAAUACUUUUAUUAAUUUUAUUUUAUUAAUACAAACUAUCGGUUUAAUCGUUUAUCAACUAUCGAUUUAUAUAAAUUGAUCAUAUCAGAUUUUUUUUUUUUAAUUAUAUUUUAAUUAUAAUUUACUUAUAUAAAUAUCAGAGACUCCCAAACGUUUUUGUGUAAGUAAAUGUGUCAUAGACCCCUUGCCAUGUUUUUCGAUUUUUGGGUAGACCCCCUACUUAGCUGAUAUUGAUUUUUUGUAAAUUUCUAACUGUAGUGAAGUUUAGUGUUAAAAACUUAAAGUAAAAAUACGUUAAGUUUUAUAUAUUUAUUAGAUGAAUUUAAAUUAAAACUACUCAAAUUAAAA
Molecule: messenger RNA, 4236 nt
Organism: Hydra vulgaris (swiftwater hydra)
Lineage: Eukaryota; Metazoa; Cnidaria; Hydrozoa; Anthoathecata; Hydridae
Product: DNA mismatch repair protein Msh3
Biological process (GO): mismatch repair; mitotic recombination
Cellular component (GO): nucleus
Molecular function (GO): mismatched DNA binding; ATP-dependent DNA damage sensor activity; ATP binding
Source: RefSeq, a predicted model, not a curated record